Haliotis rubra (blacklip abalone) is the source of this 1909-nucleotide messenger RNA. RefSeq names its product probable G-protein coupled receptor 139. Gene Ontology annotation, molecular function: G protein-coupled receptor activity. Gene Ontology annotation, biological process: G protein-coupled receptor signaling pathway. The record is from RefSeq and is a predicted model, not a curated record. The transcript has 3 exons. Lineage: Eukaryota; Metazoa; Mollusca; Gastropoda; Lepetellida; Haliotidae. Gene Ontology annotation, cellular component: plasma membrane. The coding region runs from base 111 to 1355 and encodes 414 amino acids.
UAUCCAUCCGCGGUGAGUUGGCGAAAGCAUAUCACAGUGUCCGGUCGUAACCAUCGGAUCUUCAGGCCAGAUAUGUAAACCUGCAGUGACUAGUGUCUUGAACUGCCACCAUGGAGGAAGAGCUGGCAGUUGACCUCGGCAUCCCGGCAUCCCUCCCUGGUCUCUCCAGCACCUUGCCACAGGGAAACGCCAGCAUAAGAUGCUUAACCAACACAGACAUCGUCGCCAUGGUGAAAAUUUGGGCCGAAAGCCCGAAUAUGGAGAUUGUGAACUCUUCCAACUGUACAUACGACGACGUCAUGGACUGGCUUGACCACCAAGAUCCCAGCAAACCAGCCAUCUUGACCAUGGGACGCCAGUUCUACGCCUACUUCACCCCCAUCAUCAUGAUCGUGGGCAUCCUUGGUAACUCCUUGUCUCUCAACGUCUUCUUGUCGAAGAACAUGCGGACCCUCUCCGCCAGCACCUACCUCGCCGCCUUGUCCACGUCAGAUUUAACAGCGUUGUUGUUCUACGUCAUGAUAGAAUGGCUGAUUAGGGGAAUCCCCGUACUUCACCCAGACAAGCGGGUGACGUUUAUGCACGUGAAUGGCAUUUGUCAGAUGAUAAUGUACUUCCACUACGCAUCCAGAUUCCUCUCUGCCUGGCUAGUCGUGGCCUUCACCGUGGAACGCUACAUCGGCGUAUGUCAUCCGUUACGCCGACGGGACGUUUGUACGCUGUCGAGCACCAGACGUAUCGUAGGGGGACUCGUCAUAGCGUCGCUCGUCCUCAACAUCUUUAAACCAAUACUGAGUAUUGUGAACGAUGUGGAGAAAUGGGGUCGGAUGUGUACCACUAACCCGGAGUACAGACACCUGUCGUUUAUCCUGGAUAGUAUCUUCGCAGUCAUGAUAACUCUCGUGCCCUUCUGUAUCAUCACAGUCCUCAAUCUGCUCAUCGUGAGGAAGCUGGUUCGGAGGAACAAGCGGCAGAUAGCAUGUAAGAUCAUCACGGAGGAGAGUAUCAUACGCCUGGAGUUCACCUUGAUACUCCUAGCGGUGUCUUUAUGUUUCAUAGUGUUCAAUGUGCCCUACUUCUCCACGUGGUGUAAGCUGUUUCUCACCUCCAAAUUCGUUCAUUUAGCUAAAUUCGACGACUUCCGUGACUUUGAACAUUUCCAAGGAACACUGUGGAUUACUCGUUCUAUUUUCUAUAUUAAUUAUUGCAUCAAUUUCUUCUUGUACAGCAUCACAGGGGCAUAUUUCAGGCGAGAGUUAAAAAUGUUGUUCUCUUACCGAUCUCAAAAAUACAAGACGUAUAUACGUUGUUCUCGCUUUUAUUCUAACUCCCAUACUCCCCAGUCGUGGGUGUGAAGUACCCGGAUGUGUGACCUGCCCUUACUGUGAAGCAUCGUACUGCUAUAUCCAUCGUUUCAGAUCGUUUUGACUCUACAUCAUGAAAUGAUAAAAGCAUCAAAUUAAUAGAUAAUGCUGUUAACAUUUGAGGAUGUACGACUGGUUUCCGAUUCCCACCAUUCCAUGUAUCAAGACUGGCGAUAUGAGAUAGUGAAUACAUGUUGUUGAUGGUUGUUGUGUGGGUUGUGUACCCCAAUUGUCGGGUGAAAUAAGAAUACACAAAGAAACUGAACUUGACCAAAACAUUACAAACCUUAUUAAAACUUUACAAGGAUCAAAACAGUCGCAAAAAAACACUGCAAGCCUUUUGUCUCACAUACAACGACGAUACCCGAUUUGAAAUAGAUCAUUUUUCGUUUGUUUCAUUUUUGCCAUCAUCAAACAUUGGGGUAUACUUUCUUUUGCGCGUCAGUGUAGGACGUACACGUUUUAUUGUAGUUUCUAUGGAAUUAUUUUGUCGUUUCCAUUUGUUUGUCUGUGUUUGUAUAUGUGAGUAUAUCUUUGUAUAUGUG